ACAGAUCCAAAUACAUCUCAUUCUGUGAGGAUAAUCCAGGAUGUGCAACACGACCAGCAGUCCACGCCGUACACUCAAACAGCUCCUCUUCACCAGGCAGAAACUGGCAGCUGUGCGAAAAACGGCGAAGGUUCUGCAACAAAAAGUGAAGCGGUUGAACAAAUCAGUGACAUCGCUGAAAGAAGUGGUACGCAAAUUAAGACAGAAGAACCUGGUUAGUGAAGACUCAUCCUACUCCUUAGAGGCAUUCCAUAAUAUUCCUCUAGAUAUCUUUUCCCGCAUGAUUGAAAAUCACAGACUUGGGACGCUUAGUAGGGAGAAAUAUCCGGCAGAUUUGGGAUGCUUUGCCUUAACCCUGCAAUUUUACUUUUAAAGUGAAAGAAGCUGCUGAGCAAGGAAGGAAAAUUGUGUGUGCGUUGAUGAUAGAUGAAAUAGGAAUGAAAAGCGGAUCAAUACAACAUUCUUAACCUUUCGUUGGUCGCGCUAUGAGGAAAUCCCCGCGUUUUUAUUUUUUUAUGAGAAUAUUUACCAAACUAUUUAAAAUAAAUAUUAAAUACAUCAGCUAUUCCUAUAUUCAAGUAUCAGAAGUCAAUAUAAAUGAUUAGUACAAUUAUAAUUACUCUAGUUUUUUUUUAACGAUUUUUUAAUGUGAGAAAACCGUGAAAUCGCGGCGAUUCCUUCACUGUGCGACCACAAUCGUAGGUGAAAUUUUUCAUGCGACGUUGCCAAAUACAUGAAAACAUUCUUUUGGCGGUCGAAACGGGUAGUACAGUAUGGUGGCGUGAUUUCAUCAGCCAAUGUUUUUAUUUAUCUCCAAGGAGGUUAUUCAUUUACCACUAAAAAAUGUAGCGUGAAAAUAAAUUAUUCAAUCAAAUUUAGUUGUAAGGAUCUUAGUGUAAUAAUUAUUUAAAGUUAUUAACUUGUUCCAACCAAGUAAGAAGGCAAGUGUUCACGUUUUAACAAUCACCUAGGUGCAAUAACUUUUUGUGAUACUAUGGAGAUAGAGGAAGAUUCAGACGACUCGAACGAGAUGUUUCCUGCAAAUGAUGCAGACAGCGAGUAUUCAGAUGCAGAUCCAGCGGAAAUAAAUGACAACGAUGUUGAUGAUAGUGAUAUCAAUUUUGAUUUAAGCGACGAGGAAAACUGCGAUACUAAUAGUACAAGUGAUAGUAGUCAAAAUUAUUAUUCAAGUGAAAAUAAGUCUAUUAAGUGGAGUAAAACUCCACCAGCAUCUUCUAAAACAAAAAAAAAAUUUGGUUAUCCACCUUCCUGGUGUAAAAGGAACUGCAAAGAAUCGUAAAACUCCUUUGGCGUGUUGGGAAUAUUUCUUUACUCCUGAUGAUAUUGAAGAUAUCGUUAAGUUUACGAACUUAAAAUUAGACAAAAUGAGAUCAAUUUAUGGAAGAGAAAGAGAUUGUGCCGCUACUGACAGUGAUGAGAUCAGAGCCUUGAUGGGUAUGUUAUACCUUGCAGGAAUAUAUAAAAUGUCUCAUGUAAAUGCCAAAGAUUUGUGGUCAACAGAUGGAAUGGCACCAGAAAUGUUUCGAUGUGUCAUGCCUUACAAGCGGUUCUAUUUACUAUUGAGAGCACUCCGCUUUGACAAUAUUGAUACUCGACAAGAUCGAGCUAUAACUGAUAAACUUGCUCCAAUACGUCAACUUUGGGAAGAUUUCAAUUUCAAGAGUCAGGAAGCUUACGUGCCUAGUGAGUAUUUUACAAUAGACGAAAUGAUGUCUAGUUUUCGUGGAAGGUGUAGUUUUAAGCAAUAUAUACCAUCUAAACCAAAUCGAUAUGGCCUGAAAUCAUUCGCUUUGUCUGAUGCUCGGACAUUUCAUGUGGUAAAACUUGAACUUUAUGCUGGAAAACAACCUCCUGGACCAUAUGAAGCUGACAAUAAACCUGCCAGUAUUGUUAAAAGAAUAACACAGCCAAUAUUGAAUACAGGUAGAAACAUCACCAUGGACAAUUGGUUUGUUUCCAUACCUGUAAUCCAAGAAUUACUUGAAAAAUAUAAUACUACGGUUGUGGGAACUAUUCGUAAAAAUAAACCAGAUUUACCAAGAGAAUUUGUAAUUGCUAAGAAAAGAGCUGUAAAUACGUCUAUGUUUGGUUUUUGUGACGACUUGACCUUAGUGUCGUAUGUACCAAAAAAAAAUAAGUGUGUUCUUAUGGUAUCGUCCAUGCAUCAAUCUUCAACUAUUGACGUUGAAACUGGGGAUAAAAAAAAAAACCGGAGAUUAUAACAUUUCAUAAUAAAACUAAAAGUGGAGUUGAUAUGACUGAUGAAUUGAAAGCUGCAUAUUCUGUUGCAAGGUGUAGUUUUGAUGGCCCUUAACUGCAUUCUUUACAUUAUUGGAUGUUGCAGGUAUAAAUAGCUUAAUUAUUUACGACAGUAACACUUGCACUGAAAACUCAAAGAAACUUGAAAGAAAUCUUUUUUUAAAAAUGUUGGCAAAUGAUUUAAUUGAACCAUAUUUAAAAAAAAGACUAUCGGUACCAUGUUUGUCAUAUGAACUUAAGUUCUCAAUUGAAAAAUUACUCGCUGCUAAUAAUAAUACAAAAAAAAAAAGAAGUGCUACUGAUGACGUCGAUGAUACUGUUACCGAAAAAGAAGAAGGAAAGUGUUAUCUUUGUCCAUCAAGGAAAAACCGCAAAUCAAAAUCUAAAUGUUGUAAAUGUUCUAAAUUUUCAUGUUCUGAACAUAUGGUUAAAAGAUGUGUCAAGUGUGAACUAAUUGUAAGAUCAGAAGACGAAAAAGAAUAAUUUCAAUUCACAGCUGUGAUAGUUUUGGCUGACAUUCAAAUAAUAAGUUUUUUUAAUUAAACAGUGUUUCAAAAAAAAAAAAA
This is a messenger RNA of Athalia rosae (coleseed sawfly), 2846 nucleotides long. RefSeq names its product piggyBac transposable element-derived protein 3-like. The transcript has 2 exons. NCBI's taxonomy places the organism in Eukaryota, Metazoa, Arthropoda, Insecta, Hymenoptera, Athaliidae. The record is from RefSeq and is a predicted model, not a curated record. Bases 1386 to 2243 code for a protein of 285 amino acids.